AUGAACAUUAACCAGGUUUACAACGCUAUAUUGGGGCAUACAAACCGCUCUGGCAUCGGAAAUAAAGCAGCAGCACCUACUCACUGCACGGGCCCCGCCGGAUCCCCAGCCCGGGCUCCGCUCUCCGGCCAAGGGGGCGACGCGAGACCCCCGCACGCCGGGCGGGCGGCACCCGGCUGGGCAUCCCCCAGACCCCGCGCGAACGUGUCGCCUCAGCCAGCCGAGCUUCUCCCCGGGCUGGACCUUCCUCCUCCUUCUCCUCCUCCUUCUCCUCCCCUCAUGGCCCCGGCAGAGCCGCAGCUCCCACCUGAUCCCGCCGGGAGCAGCCACAGCACAGCCGCCGCCGCAGCGGGGGGAGCGCAGUGCGCGCGCGCCGCCACGCCCGCUGCCCCUCCGGCGCCGGGGCCGCCCCUCACACGUUACCAUGGGCGGGGCGGGAGCGCCGCGUCCCGGCUCCGCCGCUGUGGGAGCCAGCCUGGGGCGUGCUCGGUGCUGCGUAUGGAACCCGAGUUUCCAGAGGUGGCCUCCUGGAAACGGUUCCCCGGGAGAAGGAUAGAGCGUAGUCCUAGUUUCAGAUGCAGAUGGCGCGCUGCCCGGGGCAGGUAA
Molecule: messenger RNA, 606 nt
Organism: Taeniopygia guttata (zebra finch)
Lineage: Eukaryota; Metazoa; Chordata; Aves; Passeriformes; Estrildidae
Source: RefSeq, a predicted model, not a curated record